CCACCGGCAGGUCUGGAGAUCACAUGGGACGGCGACAGUUUCGUUGAGGUCGUAGCCGCCCCUCACCUGCGCGGACGUCUCUGCGGCCUGUGCGGCAACUACAAUGGCCAGAAGCGCGACGACACCAUGGGAGGCGACGGCCAGUUCAAGUUCGACCUGGACGAGUUUGCCGAGUCGUGGCGAGUCGACGGAAACGAGGUGUGCACCCAGCAGGCUCUGCCUCGCCGGCCUACGUCCUUCCUGUGUCCCGGCAGCGUCAAAGUCAAGUUCCGUGCUCACAGGGAGUGCCAGAAGAUAAAGUCGUGGGAGUUUCAGAAGUGUCACCGGGUGGUCGACUUCGGCCCUUUCUACAGGUCGUGUGUGACGGACAUGUGUGAAUGCCCGGUCCAUAAAAACUGCUACUGCGAGUCAUUCAUCGCCUACAGCCGAGCCUGUGAGAGGGAGGGAGUGCCCGUCCUCUGGAGGGCCGACACCGCCUGUAUGGCGACCCAGUGUAAACACGGCGCCGUGUACGACACCUGCGGCCCGGGCUGCACCAAAACCUGCGACAACUGGAACGAGAUCGGACCGUGCCACAAGCCCUGCGUGGCCGGCUGCCACUGUCCCGCCAACCUGGUGCUGUUCCAGGGCCGAUGCAUCAAACCCAUUUCCUGUCCUGGCCGGUGACCCUUGUGACCUGGGUGGGAGGGGGGUUAGGUUAGGUUAGGUUAGGUUUAGGAAAAGGGGAGGGUCAUUUAGUUUCAUAAAUACACGGUGCCCAACUUGCCAGGAAGAGUUUGGGUUUGGAGUCGACUCAUCGAGUGCCGCAGUGGUGAUCCUCAAGCACUGCGUGAUUUCAUGUACUGUUACGACACCAGUCGCCGCCACAGAAGGUCAAUGCUAAUGCUAGGCUUGGUAGAGAAAGAACUCAAGUCUCAAGGGAAAACCGCUUGGAGGUUUAAUGCUCUCUGCUGUCUGGGGAAGGUCCGGCGCGUGAUUACAGACGCUCAGGAAACAACCAAGGCCGAUGGACUCCUGUUCGAGCCAAAAUGGCGGCCAGCGUUUCUCUCACAAACACUCGAGCGAGAGUCAAAGCAGAGAAACAAACUGUCUGACGCAUCAUAUCAAACUGUCCCCGUGAUCCUCGUUUCAUACUGUAAGCUAACCAGAUUUAUAUGAAAGACAAAAAUGCUUUUAUAUUGUUGUUCUAAUUAUUAUUAUAUUAUUAUAAUUAUUAUAAUUAUUAUUUGUUGUUGAUAUUGUUAAUUUAUAUAUUAGUCAAAUGACAUGUCGUAGAAGGAGCCAGAAUCGCGGAUAUAAUUGAGUUCUAAUCGAUUUAAAGGGAAACAGAAGCUAUUUAUGUAUUUGUAGUGUUACUGUUGUGUUACUGUGACUCAGUUGUUGCACCAUCGCAGGGAAAAAGUACUGUAUUGCGUUUCUGCUCCGUGUACAGCUCGUUGUGGUUCGUAUCAAACUGAAGGUGUUCAUCUAAAGCAUAUAUGUUUCACUUGACAACGAUUAUUUAAGACCAGCAAUAUAAUCUUUUUAUCAAAGUUA
This is a messenger RNA of Solea senegalensis (Senegalese sole), 1536 nucleotides long. Its product is annotated as BMP-binding endothelial regulator protein-like. Lineage: Eukaryota; Metazoa; Chordata; Actinopteri; Pleuronectiformes; Soleidae. The record is from RefSeq and is a predicted model, not a curated record. Bases 127 to 666 code for a protein of 179 amino acids. The transcript has 3 exons. Gene Ontology annotation, biological process: regulation of angiogenesis; blood vessel development. Gene Ontology annotation, cellular component: extracellular matrix.